Exophiala xenobiotica is the source of this 1039-nucleotide messenger RNA. RefSeq lists its product as uncharacterized. The record is from RefSeq and is a predicted model, not a curated record. The transcript has 2 exons. Lineage: Eukaryota; Fungi; Ascomycota; Eurotiomycetes; Chaetothyriales; Herpotrichiellaceae. The coding region runs from base 65 to 487 and encodes 140 amino acids.
AUCUUCUCUUCGCUGUUGACCUCUUCCAAUUCGACUGAGCUCAAGCUUGGUAGAGUCGUUCACAAUGUCCCAAGACCAAGACGUUGAUGAUGGUGCCGAUGCCGCCAUGCGAGAAAUGAUGGGAUUCGACUCCUUUUCAGCUCGCCGGCCAAAGAAUCAAUCUGAUACUUCAGUGCCAGCAAUAGCGGCAAACCAAGCAGGAAACUCGUCAAUCAAGCCAGCGUCUUCCGACAGGAGUCUCGCAACCAAUCAAGCCUCAUCCACUGCAACUCAACCGCAUAUCGACUUAGACCAAACGCCCAUCUACGCGUUCACAUCUCCAAUCAGCAACACAUACUACACCAGAUCGGACCUUGACGAAUGGGCACGUGGUAAAAUCAACGCGAACGGUGACACGGUUUACUUCAAACCCGGCUUCGUCUCCGACGAUCCCUGGGCGAGACACCGGGACAAAGAUGGAUACAGCAUGGGCAAAGCGAAGUCGUGACUGGACGACGUCUGCAACACCAACCCAGUUUGCCGCCAUGUGCACGCAAAACCCCUUUCAUUGCGUGGAAUCUUCUGCCUCAAGCAGGGGCUCAGGCCAUGCUGCGCUCAACAUUAUUGGGACAACCUCCAUGCACGUCGGAUGGACUUUGAGCACUGCCGGAGCGAGGUAUCGGGACCCCAACACGUCCAACGUGGUCACAUAAGACGUUGGAUCGGAUCAUACGCCUUGUGGACGUCAAACAUAGGUCCUCCUGUCUGACCGAGGCAGGUCAUGGCGACCGCUUUGAGGGCAACUUCCUCCUUAUCAUGGGCAAUGCAACCGUCAUAGGAGGACUCUUGCUCAAGAAAUUCGCUGGAGGCACCGCAAUGAUCUUCUUCUUGACGAGAAAAUUGGGGGACAGGACUCGUCAAGCUUGACAUUGGUUGAACCGUCCAAGCAAUGAUGUCAAAGACGAGGCAUUCGACCUCAGCCUCCGAUUGUCCACACCUUUGGUAUUCUUUCUAGGCAAAUUGCAGCACUUUCCCAGUCCCUCUAUGUCGGAAGGCCUUC